ACCAAAACAAACCCAAAAACCAACUAAGUUACUCCCUCAAUACACACACUUUAUAAUUCUAAGCAGCCAUGGCUUUGCUAAUAUUGAAUAUUUCUAUGGCUAUGGUGGUAUUGGGUAUCUUUCAGGCUUGCCAUGGCGCGGUUUACAAGGUUGGAGACUCCGCGGGAUGGACCAUCAUUGGUAAUGUGGACUAUAAACUUUGGUCUGCCAUUAAAACCUUCAAAGUUGGUGAUGUCAUCAAAUUCGAAUAUAACCCCCAAUUCCACAACGUGAUGAGAGUGACACACGCAAUGUACAAGACAUGCAACGCCUCACUGCCUAUAGAGAGCUACACCACAGGCAAUGACACCAUCACUAUCACCACUCGUGGCCACCACUUCUUCCUCUGCGGCGUCCCCGGCCACUGCCAGUCCGGCCAGAAGGUCGACAUCAACGUGCCUCGUGUCUCCGCCGCAAACAUUGCUCCAACUCCUUCUGCUUUGGUCUCUCCUUCAACCGACGUCAAGCCGCCUUCGCCAUCUUCCAAUACUAGUGCUUCUAUUGCAGCCAUCAAGAGUCAUGAUCUUGUUUUGCUUGCUUUGCAGGCUGCUGUGCUCUUUGUGCUUUUUGGUUUCUCUGAUAUUCUUGCUUAGUGCAUGGUGAGGAAAAUGUAUUUCCAUCGUUUGUCUUGUUGGGGAUUUUUUAAAGUGGGUUUAAAGGAUUUUUGUUUUUGUUUU
Messenger RNA from Morus notabilis, 716 nucleotides. RefSeq names its product mavicyanin. Gene Ontology annotation, cellular component: plasma membrane. The record is from RefSeq and is a predicted model, not a curated record. NCBI's taxonomy places the organism in Eukaryota, Viridiplantae, Streptophyta, Magnoliopsida, Rosales, Moraceae. The transcript is spliced from 2 exons. Gene Ontology annotation, molecular function: electron transfer activity. Bases 69 to 632 code for a protein of 187 amino acids.